Molecule: messenger RNA, 219 nt
Organism: Phycomyces blakesleeanus NRRL 1555(-)
Lineage: Eukaryota; Fungi; Mucoromycota; Mucoromycetes; Mucorales; Phycomycetaceae
Exons: 2
Coding region: 1-219 (72 amino acids)
Source: RefSeq, a predicted model, not a curated record
AUGGCAUCGGCGACUACUUUAAAGAGCUGUGAAUCAAAGAACGAGUUGAUCGAUUCUGAUCAAAAAACUGGUGAAAACGAGAAGAGAAAUGCUGAUUAUAGAACUCUUUUGUUCUCAUCCAAUAAGGUAUUGCGGCAUGAUCUAUCUGAAAAUAUAUCUGACAUUGUCCGUCAAAAACUGGAGAAAGCCAACUGGCUGACGAUUAUUGGGUACAAGUAG